Messenger RNA from Echinops telfairi (small Madagascar hedgehog), 3272 nucleotides. It is a transcript of the gene GRK3, whose product is annotated as G protein-coupled receptor kinase 3. The coding region runs from base 7 to 1983 and encodes 658 amino acids. The transcript is spliced from 21 exons. The record is from RefSeq and is a predicted model, not a curated record. NCBI's taxonomy places the organism in Eukaryota, Metazoa, Chordata, Mammalia, Afrosoricida, Tenrecidae. Gene Ontology annotation, molecular function: ATP binding; G protein-coupled receptor kinase activity; G protein-coupled receptor binding. Gene Ontology annotation, biological process: protein phosphorylation; G protein-coupled receptor signaling pathway; regulation of signal transduction.
AGCGUGAUGCAGAAGUACCUUGAGGAACGGAAGGAACUCACCUUUGAUAAGAUUUUCCAUCAGAAGAUUGGUUUCUUGCUCUUUAAAGAUUUUUGUUUGAAUGAAAUUAAUGAAGCGGUACCUCAGGUGAAGUUUUAUGAAGAGAUUAAAGAAUACGAGAAGUUGGACAAUGAGGAAGACCGGCUCUGUCGGAGUCGGCAGAUUUACGACACCUAUAUCAUGAAGGAGCUUCUCUCGUGCUCGCACCCAUUUUCGAAGCAAGCUGUGGAACAUGUCCAAGGUCAUCUCUCCCAGAAACAAGUGCCACCCACACUUUUUCAGCCAUAUAUAGAAGAAAUCUGUGAAAGUCUUCGAGGCAACAUUUUUCAAAAAUUUAUGGAAAGUGACAAGUUCACUAGAUUCUGUCAGUGGAAAAAUGUAGAGCUAAAUAUCCAUCUGACCAUGAAUGAUUUCAGCGUGCACAGGAUUAUUGGACGUGGAGGAUUUGGCGAAGUGUAUGGUUGCAGGAAAGCAGACACUGGAAAAAUGUACGCGAUGAAGUGCUUGGAUAAGAAAAGGAUCAAGAUGAAGCAAGGAGAAACGUUAGCCUUAAAUGAAAGGAUUAUGCUGUCUCUUGUCAGUACAGGGGAUUGUCCUUUCAUUGUCUGUAUGACGUAUGCCUUCCACACGCCAGAUAAACUCUGCUUCAUUCUGGAUCUGAUGAAUGGAGGUGACUUGCACUACCACCUCUCCCAGCAUGGGGUGUUUUCUGAGAAGGAGAUGCGGUUUUAUGCUACGGAGAUCAUCCUGGGCCUGGAACACAUGCAUACCCGCUUUGUUGUCUACCGAGACCUGAAGCCCGCCAAUAUCCUCCUGGAUGAAAAUGGCCAUGUGAGGAUAUCGGAUCUCGGUCUGGCCUGUGAUUUUUCCAAAAAGAAGCCGCACGCGAGUGUUGGUACUCACGGGUACAUGGCUCCCGAGGUGUUGCAGAAGGGGACGGCAUACGACAGCAGUGCUGACUGGUUCUCCCUGGGCUGCAUGCUCUUCAAACUCCUCAGAGGACACAGCCCUUUCAGACAACACAAAACCAAAGAUAAGCAUGAAAUAGACCGAAUGACCCUCACCGUGAAUGUGGAACUUCCGGAUACCUUCUCCCCUGAAUUAACGUCCCUCUUGGAAGCCUUGCUUCAGCGAGAUGUUAGCAAGCGACUUGGCUGCCACGGGGAUGGAGCACAGGAAGUGAAAGAGCAUUGCUUUUUUCAAGGCGUUGACUGGCAGCAUGUCUACUUACAAAAGUACCCUCCACCCCUGAUCCCACCCCGAGGAGAAGUCAAUGCCGCCGACGCCUUCGACAUCGGCUCAUUCGAUGAAGAAGACACCAAAGGCAUUAAGCUGCUUGAUUGCGACCAAGAACUCUACAAGAACUUCCCCCUGGUCAUCUCAGAGCGCUGGCAGCAGGAGGUGGUGGAGACGGUGUACAAGGCGGUCAACGCGGACACGGACAAAGCUGAGGCCCGGAAGAGGGCCAAGAACAAGCAGUUGGGCCAUGAAGAAGAUUACGCGCUGGGCAAAGACUGCAUCGUGCACGGGUACAUGCUGAAGCUCGGGAACCCCUUCCUCACGCAGUGGCAGCGGAGGUACUUUUACCUCUUCCCAAACAGGCUCGAGUGGAGAGGCGAAGCUGAGUCUCGGGAUUCCUGGAGUAUCUAUCCCAAAAAACAUAAAAUGCAAAACUUGCUGACAAUGGAGCAGAUCCUCGCAGUGGAAGAAACGCAGGUGAAAGAGAAGAAGUGCAUUCUGCUGCGUGUCAAGGGAGGGAAGCAAUUUGUCUUGCAGUGUGAGAGCGACCCCGAGUUCGCACAGUGGAAAAAGGAGCUGACAGAGACCUUCAUGGAGGCCCAGCGGCUGCUGCGCCGGGCCCCCAAGUUCCUCAACAAGCCGCGCUCUGCCAUGGGGGAGCUCUCCAAACCCCCGCUGUGUCACAGGAACAGCAACGGUGUGUAGGAGACCCAAGCCGACAGGCUCCUCAGGAGCUGGGCCACUGGGGCUGUCCUCACCUGGCCGUGGCCAGCCCAGGAACGGAUGGAGCCGGCUAGAGAAACAUGGAGACCAGACGCCCGGCAUACUCGCCACGAUGCCAAGACCCUCCUGGACAGGGAAGGGCCCAUCUCAGGCCUGGGGUGGCCUUCAUGCCUGGCCUGGCCCCACCUACCCCUACUCGAAAGCUACUGAAGGAGAGUGAUGCUUGCUUCCUCGGCUGCUCACCUGCCCGGGACCUGCUGACCCUGCAGUCUGCUGUGGCUCCCUCUGCCACUGACAGCAAGGUGUCUGUCUUGCCAUCGACUCCCUGAGGGGAACACAGGACGACCUGCGGCUGUGUCUCAAACUGCCCGGUGUGGGCCCACGUUUCAGCUCUUGACCGCUGGGGGCUAAGGCUGCCCAUGUGGCCCUCCUCUGUGGCUUCAGAACUGACUUCCUGUCUCCUGGAAAUGCCCGACCUGGUCCCCGCGUGGGCACUGCCUGCUCAGCCUCUGGCAGACAGGUCCCCGGUAACUGGUCAUUCCGUGGGAACAGGGGUGGCCUGGUCUCAGGUGAUGGCAUCAAUAGGUGAUUUGGGGUGUUCAGCAGCCCAACAUUGGGGAGAUUCCUGGAGAUUCUAAACCAGUAGGGAUGGGACUGCCCCACAUCGGAGCCAUGGUAACCCCCAGACCUGUCAGACCCUCAUUGUUCCUGUCAACCCAGGGUCCCCGGGGGUAUCCCCCGGACAGAUGCGAGCCAGUCUUUGGGGAGGUCUCCACACAAAGCACAGGGGUCUGUAGGAAUGCUGCUCUCUCUACCUGCCCCCCAGAAACAUAUCUAUAAUGGAUGCAAAGAAGGGGGAAAGGAAGACUGUCGCCCUUUUCCUUUCUUUCUUUUUUUAAGGCUAUUCUAAAACACAGGUUAUUGCAAACUGAAUGCUGCUGAAUGACGGGGUCCCAGUGAGUAACAGUGAACGAGUGUGAACCUCGCGCUCCACUGGCUUCCUGUGCUUCCCUGUCUGUCCUCAUGAAUCUAGUUUUGCACUAGAUUUUUCCCCUGGCUAUGAAAGCAUCCAAAAUGAGCAUCUGACCACCCCCACCCCCCAGCUGACUCCCAGUCAGACCCCACUGCCCCAUAGUUUUGCUCCCGCCCACCCCUUUAUAUCCACACCCUCCUGUGCCCCCUAAUACAUGCUGCUCAGGUUAGCAGUCUCAACCCCCAUGCCAUCAGCCAGCACAGAAGACAAAUCUACAAGUCACACACACUGGUCAAGU